AUGAUGCUAUUUCUCCUCAAAUUUUUGAUCUCCGUGAUCGCCCUGCUUGCCGCCUGUGUUCUUCUUCCCCAGGUCUCCCUUGGGCUACUCCGCAUUGCGCUCCGCGGCGUGGGCUGGGUGAUCCGAAAGAGAACACAGGCUCGCAGAGAGGCCAUCCUAGCUCGUGUCCGAUCGGAAGAGGAGGGCCUGCUCGCAAAUCAGCCAAAGAGAGCUUCUACCAGUGCGACAUCAGCGGAAGAUGAGGAUUGGGAGAAGGUCGACACCUCCAUUUCGGGUGACAGCUCCGGGCGAGUUAGUCAGAGCUCCCAGCAAUCGGGGAAAUUAGAAUGGGCUGGAAUCAUAGGCUUUUUUCAUCCUUUUUGCAAUGCCGGAGGGGGUGGAGAACGUGUCCUUUGGGAAGCUGUCAGAGCUACGCAAAAACGAUGGCCAAACGCCGUCUGUGCUAUUUACACUGGCGAUCUGGAAGUCACUAAAUCGGCUAUGCUGGAGAGGGUUCAAACCCGAUUCAACAUCCAGCUUCACGCCCCAACAGUUGAGCUACUAUAUUUGACAACUCGCAAGUAUGUCCAAAGCAGCAUGUAUCCGUACAUGACUCUUCUGGGUCAAUCUCUUGGCUCGCUGGUAGUAGGAUACGACGCCUUUACGCUCCUCGUGCCGGACAUUUUUGUCGACACCAUGGGCUAUGCUUUUGCCGUGGCAUUUUGCAAACUACUCUUUCCGACAGUACCAACAGGCGCAUAUGUGCACUACCCCACCAUUUCCACCGAUAUGCUCCAGUCCUUGGACGACAAAACCGGCCUUAAAGGUGUCAAUGCCGGUGCUGGAACGGGACUUAAAGGCACCCUGAAACGAAAAUACUGGCUCGCCUUUGCACGUCUCUAUGGCUGGGUCGGCAGCCACGUCGACGUCGUCAUGUGCAAUUCCUCGUGGACAUCGGCCCACGUCCAGACCAUCUGGGGACCGUCGCGACAUAACCCGUUACACUCAUCACAAACCAUCAAAUACAAGGACCCAGUCGUCGUCUUCCCCCCGACGGCCGUUUCAGACAUCCAGUCCACCAUCCCGGUCACCCGUGAGACCGAAAGGUCCCGCACCCCAAGACUCUUAUACAUUGCCCAAUUCCGUCCAGAGAAGAACCACCCUCAUGUCCUCCGCUCCUUCGCUCGCUUCCUUGAACGCUACAACAGUACUCAGUCCAGCGACUCAAACGCAACGGAAGAACCCCAGCUCAUCCUCAUCGGCAACGUCCGCCCCUCCAGCCCCGACGAAACCCACAUCUACAACCUCCGCCUUCUAGCCCACGAACUCCGCAUCCGCAACAACACCACCUUCGUCUGCGAUGCCUCCUGGCCCACUAUCCUCUCCCACCUUGCAUCCUCUUCAAUCGGCGUAAACGCCAUGUGGAACGAACACUUCGGUAUCUGUGUCGUCGAGUACCAAGCCGCAGGCUUAAUCGCCGUUGUUCAUGACUCCGGCGGUCCGCGCGAGGACAUCGUCGUUGAUCUUCCCGAAACCGAUACCGCCCCUGUCACAGCUAUAGGGGGGAGAGCAACCGGUUUCCGCGCCACGACUGAAGAAGAAUUCGCCGAUGCAUUCGAGAAGGCUCUCUCGCUUAGUUCCGAGGAGAAGGUUGCGAUGCGACUGAGGGCGCAAAGGUCCGCGCUGAGGUUUACGGAAGAGGAGUUUUCGCGGAAGUGGGUGGGUGAGAUUGGGAAGUUGGUUGGGAUGAUUCCUACUUGA
This is a messenger RNA of Aspergillus puulaauensis, 1740 nucleotides long. RefSeq names its product alpha-1,2-mannosyltransferase ALG11 (gene ALG11). Gene Ontology annotation, molecular function: GDP-Man:Man(3)GlcNAc(2)-PP-Dol alpha-1,2-mannosyltransferase activity. Gene Ontology annotation, biological process: protein N-linked glycosylation. The coding region runs from base 1 to 1740 and encodes 579 amino acids. NCBI's taxonomy places the organism in Eukaryota, Fungi, Ascomycota, Eurotiomycetes, Eurotiales, Aspergillaceae. The transcript is spliced from 3 exons. The record is from RefSeq and is a predicted model, not a curated record. Gene Ontology annotation, cellular component: endoplasmic reticulum membrane.